Thermothielavioides terrestris NRRL 8126 is the source of this 1261-nucleotide messenger RNA. RefSeq lists its product as uncharacterized. Gene Ontology annotation, biological process: regulation of transcription by RNA polymerase II. Lineage: Eukaryota; Fungi; Ascomycota; Sordariomycetes; Sordariales; Chaetomiaceae. The record is from RefSeq and is a predicted model, not a curated record. Gene Ontology annotation, molecular function: DNA-binding transcription factor activity, RNA polymerase II-specific; RNA polymerase II cis-regulatory region sequence-specific DNA binding. Gene Ontology annotation, cellular component: nucleus. Bases 149 to 1261 code for a protein of 370 amino acids. The transcript has 3 exons.
AGAACAUCUCUUGCCCCGACCUUUAUUCUCUUGACCUUGCCACAACCGCCCCUUGUGAUCGCGAGUCCCAACCCUGACUGGGACAUAGUGGCCGGAACGAGCGUCCGCCAACGGAUCACACGCAUCGAAUCACCCCUCUCCUAUAACAAUGGCCCGAACAGAUUCUCCAGUAGAUGACUCGCCGCUCUCAUCCAUGUCCUCCUCCGAGGACGAGUUUCCCGACGAGGCGACCGAGGUCUUGGACGACGGGCCGCCCGCGAAGCGCCUCAAGAUCACGGCCCGCUCCAACACGCCGUCCGCCGCCGCGCAGGACCAUGACGCAGACCCGGACCCGCUCGAGGGCAUGUCCGACGUCUCCUCGGACACGGACGGCGACGUGCCCAGCUCGCCCGUCAAUGCGCGGCAGGAUGAGGAUGACUUCCAGGAGCAGAUCACCGUCUGCGCCUGGGAAGGCUGCAGGGCCGGGGACCUGGGCAACAUGGACAAGCUGGUAGAGCACAUCCACAACGACCACAUCGAAAGCCGGCAAAAGAAAUAUACGUGCGAAUGGGUCGGCUGCUCGAGGAAGAGCAUGCCGCACGCGAGUGGCUACGCGCUGAAGGCGCACAUGAGGAGCCACACGAGGGAGAAGCCGUUCUACUGCUACCUGCCGGAAUGCGACCGCGCCUUUACGAGGUCGGACGCGCUGGCCAAGCACAUGCGCACCGUGCACGAGACGGAGGCGCUGCGGCCGUCCGAUCCGGUGCCGAAGAGCAUGCAGGGCGCCGCGGGCGCGGGCAAGACCAAGAACCUCAAGAUCAUCAUCAAGACGCCGCAGUCGCACGCGGCCGGGCAGGACGACGCCGUCGACGACGGCAGCGCCGGCGACGACUCGUCCGCCGCCGACAUGUUCACCCCCCUGACCGAGGACCAGGGCUUCACGCCCCAGGAGCUCGCCAUGCCGCUCGAGCGCCUGGCCAAGCUGUGCCGCCUGCAGGUGCGGUGGGCCGAGGAGGAGGGCGAGCGGCUGCGCGCCGAGUGCGGCCGCUGGGAGGAGCUGUACAAGCAGGAGUGGCUCGAGAAGGAGGCGCUGCUCGACCAGGUGGUGCAGAGCGAGCAGGCCUGGUACGAGCAGCGGCGGAAGCUGCAGGGGGGUGACGCCGACGUCGCCGUGGCCGGCGGGGAGAAGUCCUUCGCGUGUGGAGAGUGGCACGUGCUGGGCAGAGUAUCGUGCAACACAUGCGAUGCGUGGGCCGGCAUGGAGGGCGACUGGGCGCCCUGA